CCGUGAGAAUUGCUCGCCGACGGUUUCCUGCAGCAGAGAGAAGAGCGGCGACGACACUAGAGAGGCAAAAACUCCUCAACAUCACCAAAUUUCAUCGCGUACAAUGAAACUGCAAUCAAAAUCUCUCUCUCUAGACGUCCGCUUCAUUCCGGUGAUAUUGCUGGUAAUGGGCCUCUCUACUCCUGGUCAGGCAGAAAUUACCAGUUUGGACUCGGGCAAUAUUGAUGAUGUCCUAAAUAAUGCCGGGGUGGCAUUAGUGAAUUUUUAUGCAGACUGGUGCAGGUUUAGUCAAAUGCUUCAUCCGAUAUUUGAGGAGGCAUCAAACAUUGUGCGGGAGGAGUUUCCUGACACUAAACAAGUGGUGUUUGCACGUGUUGAUUGUGACCAGCACUCUGACAUAGCCCAGCGGUACCGCAUCACCAAAUACCCCACCCUGAAACUGUUCCGAAAUGGGAUGAUGAUGAAAAGGGAGUACAGGGGGCAGAGAUCUGUGACCGCCAUCGCAGACUUCAUCAGAACGCAGCAGGUUGACCCAAUCAAAGAGGCCCUGACCCCUGAAGAGCUCACUAAUGUGGAUAGGAGCAAGAGGACCAUUAUAGGAUAUUUUGAAAAGAAGGAUUCGGACAACUAUCGCACAUAUGAAAAAGUGGCCAACAUCCUGCGAGAUGACUGCACAUUCCUGGCUGGGUUUGGCCCUGUGUCUCAGCACGAGCGCUUCAGUGGGGACAACAUCAUCUACAGGCCCACCGGAGAGACAGCCCCUGACAUGGUGUACCUGGGCUCUCUCACGAACUUUGACCUUGCAUACGCCUGGGUCCAGGACAAGUGUGUGCCUCUGGUCCGAGAGAUCACCUUUGAAAAUGGAGAGGAGCUAACAGAAGAAGGCCUCCCAUUCCUCAUCCUCUUCCACGUCAAAGAAGACACUGAAAGUUUAGAAAAGUUCCAGCAUGAAGUAGCAAGACAGCUUAUUAGUGAGAAAGGGACUAUAAACUUUUUACACGCGGACUGUGAUAAGUUCCGUCAUCCUCUUCUCCACAUUCAGAAAACUCCGGCUGAUUGUCCAGUCAUCGCCAUCGACUCCUUUAGACAUAUGUAUGUCUUCCCUGAGUUUAAAGACAUUUCCGUUCCCGGAAAACUGAGGCAAUUUGUCCUGGAUCUACAUUCUGGAAAACUGCACCGAGAGUUUCACCAUGGACCUGACCCCACAGAGAGCACGACUGGACAGGAGAUAGUUGGAGAAGUGGCCAGCAAACCCCCAGACAGCUCCUUCCAAAAGCUGGCCCCGAGCGAGAAGCGUUAUACCAUCCUCACACGGGCCAAGGAUGAGCUGUGAGGGACAGUCCUGCAGAGGCAGAGACCCAGUGCCAGUGGACAGGAGGGGACAAGCCCACUGCACACAGCAACACACAACAACCCUUAGCAAAGAAUCAAGGAAAACAAGAGGAAAACCUAAUCAGGAUUCAAGCAAGAAGAACUAAAGCCGUGCAAGUCCAUGACACAGACGCAUUGGAGUGACCUCUAUUUUCAUAACUUUGAUGUACUAUUUUUAUUUGGGAAGAAACGGAAAAGGGGAUAUGAAGAAAUGGGGUGGGUUUGGGGCAUUAGAAAAGCAGCAACAGUUUUUAUUUUCAUUUUUGGAGCUUGUAAAUACAUUUGUGCAGCAUAGGGUUUCUGUUUUGGUCUAAAUUAAUUUCUUUUAUUUUAUUGCAGGCUUUUUCAUGACUGGUUUUGUAGAUUGAAAUGUGUCACUCCACUUUUACGGUUCAACCCCUGAGUACUGUUGCUAUUGGAGACGCCAAAUAGUCCCCCACGCCUGUUGACUGCGUCUCUAUGUGGCCAAGUGCAUUUUUAUACAAGGCACAAGCAAUGACAUGACCACCUAUGGAAGCUCCUUGACCACCUUGUGUGUGCACAUAGUUCUGAAGUAGAUAUUUUAUAAUGCAGAGGAGGCCGGGCUCUUGCUUUGUCUGGUACUAGACUUAAAGGCGCAGUAUGUAAUAUUUCUGGUAGAUGAUUAGUCUCCUGCUUGUCUCCACUUUGCCAAAAAUGUUCCACAGUAUGGCAUAAAACCUUUAGCUUUUAUUCAAUUGCAGGUGUUUUUAUUGCUAAAAAUACCUCGAAUAACAUGCAUUCUAACUUUAGGCAGGGUCGCUUCUCCACAGAUCUGGCCUGUAAGUUGGUGGGUAACCUUCAUGAAAGUGGAUUAGAAUAGACUUAAUGCCGUACUGUGGAGUAUUGAGGACAAAGCCUAGCACAGGUGAUGUACUCUCCACCAGAAGAGUUCCACAGUGCUCCUUUAAGUGUGCCUGUAAAAAGUACUCCUAAUGAAUCAUUUUGAGUGAAUCUUUUGUUACUCAUUUACAAAUGUACAUAUUGUAUUUGAUGUAAGCCAGUAUUUGGCUAUAAGUCUCUUUGGUAGCGCCCACAUAGUGUCUUAAGCAGACUCACUUUUGCAUCAGUCAUUUCAAGGCCUGUCACAGUAGAUUUGAACUGCAAUAUCUUACAGGAAAUAUGAUAAAAGAUAAUGAUAAUGAAAACCGACUUAUACCACUGACGUAAUAACCCUAAAGCUGGUUAAUCCCCUAAGAAAUAACACUCUGAAGUUGGUAUCAUCAGCUGGUCAGUCAUUUUUAUCAACCCUCUCCAGUUUAAAUGUUGACAAUAUUCUGCAAAAUGUUAAGUUUCACAUUAGAAAAACAUUGAGGCCAACAUAUUCAUUCUUAAUUUUUUGAAAUACAAACCGAUGAAGUAAAUAUCGUUGACAGGCCUGGUGAUUACAAAAAGUAGUUAAAUAGAAUUGUUUAAAUUACGGGUACAUUUUUUGUACUCUUAUUGUAAACCAGAUUACCUUUGAUCUAUGUUCACUCGUUGUAUGAGUGGGAAACAUUCAUCCCAAAUAUUUAUUUUCUAUAUGUCACUUUGUAAAUACUGACCUCUCCAGACACGUGUAAAGCUUAGGUGAGUUCAAACGGACACUCAGUCAGGUUCAAUACUUUUUACAGGCACACUUUCCUUCAUUUUGCCAUUAAACUGGGUUUAGGUGAAUAACAUUAAAGGUGCCCUAUGUAACUUUUCUGUUUUCUGCUUGUUUCCAUGAAGAUGUUACUGCUUUGCCUGGAAAUGUUUCACAAUAUGGCAUUACACAUUUAAUUUAUUCAACUGCAAAAAACGCAUUCUGACUGAGAGUGAUGUCACCUUUUCACUGAUAUGAUCGGCAACUUGUCUGGUUGUUGUGUGCAAUAAAAAUGUUGAAUGCCAUACUGCUAAACAUUCUAGGCAAAGCAAUAUCUCCAUGGAGACAAGCAGAGGGCAGACCUGAAAAGUUAUAUACACCUUAAACUGUUUUUAGCUGUGUAUUAGAUGAAAUGGCUGUUGAUUCACUGUUGACUUGCUGUUGUCAUUAAGGAGGAAAGCAUAACCAUAACGUUUCACCAAAUUUACAAAAGUAAUUAUAUUUUUCUUUAGAUGUUUUUCUACAAUCUGAAUUUUUGGUACAUAAUUUCGAUGUGUGAAUAACAGAGGAUUGCAGCAGAUUGCAGAAUUGGUCGGAUGCUUGUAUAGUGACAUAUCAGCAAAAACCAGUGAGCAACAGAAGGGUGGAGAGUGAGUGAUGCCAUUUCUAAUUCAUUCAUCUCAAAGGGGAAGAGGAAAAUGGAAAACUAAAUUAAAAACAUUUUACAGUA
Molecule: messenger RNA, 3683 nt
Organism: Periophthalmus magnuspinnatus
Lineage: Eukaryota; Metazoa; Chordata; Actinopteri; Gobiiformes; Gobiidae
Gene: erp44
Product: endoplasmic reticulum protein 44
Exons: 11
Coding region: 104-1333 (409 amino acids)
Source: RefSeq, a predicted model, not a curated record